Messenger RNA from Phyllostomus discolor (pale spear-nosed bat), 1587 nucleotides. It is a transcript of the gene EVL, whose product is annotated as Enah/Vasp-like. Gene Ontology annotation, cellular component: cytoskeleton. Gene Ontology annotation, biological process: positive regulation of actin filament polymerization; actin polymerization or depolymerization; protein homotetramerization. The record is from RefSeq and is a predicted model, not a curated record. Gene Ontology annotation, molecular function: actin binding; profilin binding; SH3 domain binding. Lineage: Eukaryota; Metazoa; Chordata; Mammalia; Chiroptera; Phyllostomidae.
GCUGGAGGCUGCAGGCCCCUGUCUGCGGAAAGCCUUUCACUUCGGAACACUGGCGCGGGGGAGAGCCCCGCCUCUUUUUUUCUGCACUUGGCAGCACCUGGCCGACUAAAUGGUUGUCCUCCGAACCAAAAAGGCCACCAGACAACCUACGGAAACUGUCUCUGACUAGGUCAUGUUCGCAUUUGAAGAAAUCAGCGAACAGAGUAUCUGCCAAGCCCGGGCGUCCGUGAUGGUCUACGACGACACCAGCAAGAAGUGGGGGCCGAUCAAACCUGGCCAGCAGGGGUUCAGCCGGGUCAACAUCUACCACAACACUGCCAGCAGCACCUUCCGAGUCGUCGGGGUCAAGCUGCAGGACCAGCAGGUUGUGAUCAAUUAUUCAAUCGUGAAAGGGCUGAAGUACAAUCAGGCGACACCGACCUUCCACCAGUGGCGGGACGCCCGCCAGGUCUAUGGCUUGAACUUCGCCAGCAAGGAGGAGGCGACGACGUUCUCCAACGCCAUGCUGUUCGCCCUGAACAUCAUGAACUCCCAGGAAGGAGGCCCCUCCGCCCAGCGUCAGGUGCAGAAUGGCCCCUCUCCUGAUGAGAUGGACAUCCAGAGAAGACAAGUGAUGGAGCAGCAGCACCAGCAGCAGCGCCAGGAGUCUCUAGAGAGAAGAGCCUCGGCCACAGGACCCACCCUCCCGCCGGGGCACCCCUCAUCUGCAGCCAGCGCCCCCCUCUCCUGUAGUGGGCCUCCGCCCCCGCCCCCGCCCCCCGUCCCACCACCACCCGCGGGAGCCGCGCCCCCGCCCCCGCCCCCGCUGCCAGCCGGAGGAGCCCAGGGCUCCAGCCACGACGAGAGUUCCGUGUCGGGUCUGGCCGCCGCCCUGGCUGGGGCCAAGCUGAGGAGGGUCCAGCGGCCGGAAGAUGCGUCCGGAGGCUCCAGUCCCAGCGGGACCUCCAAGUCCGACGGGAACCGGGCGAGCAGUGGGGGUGGAGGCGGCGGCCUCAUGGAGGAAAUGAACAAACUGCUGGCCAAGAGGAGGAAAGCGGCCUCCCAGACAGACAAGCCGGCCGAUAAAAGGGAAGAUGAAAGCCAAACGGAGGAGCCGAGCACCUCCCCGUCCCCGGGGACCCGAGCUGCCAGCCAGCCGCCUAACUCCUCAGAGGCCGGCCGGAAGCCCUGGGAGCGGAGCAACUCUGUGGAGAAGCCUGUGUCCGCCCUGCUGUCCAGAACCCCGUCUGUGGCCAAGAGCCCCGAAGCUAAGAGCCCCCUCCAGUCGCAGCCUCACUCUAGGAUGAAGCCGGCAGGAAGUGUCAACGACGUGGCCCUGGAUGCCUUCGAUUUGGACCGGAUGAAACAGGAGAUCCUGGAGGAGGUGGUCCGAGAGCUCCACAAGGUGAAGGAGGAGAUCAUCGAUGCCAUCAGGCAGGAGCUGAGCGGAAUCAGCACCUCAUAGGGCGCGAGGCCCCUGCGCCCCGAGACGCGGCCCCGGCGGACGGCCCCGGCCUCCAGCACCCGCGAGCGCGCACUGAAGCUAGGAUAUACUUCGUGUGAAGUCUUAGCCUGUGAUGAAACAUUAAAAUGAGGGAAACAGUUCAA